Talaromyces stipitatus ATCC 10500 is the source of this 1317-nucleotide messenger RNA. RefSeq lists its product as uncharacterized. The coding region runs from base 1 to 1317 and encodes 438 amino acids. NCBI's taxonomy places the organism in Eukaryota, Fungi, Ascomycota, Eurotiomycetes, Eurotiales, Trichocomaceae. The record is from RefSeq and is a predicted model, not a curated record. The transcript is spliced from 2 exons.
AUGGAGCACGACAGCCCAGAUAUUUCUCCAACUCACUCAUUGAUGAGUUAUGGAAUACCUGACGAUAUGAUUCGUCCUAUUUCAGCAUCCGAAAGCGCGGUUCUUUCUAAGUACACUUCACCAGCACCUUCACCAGGACUGCCACAAUCCAGCCACUCUUUUGCUGCAUUGCCUCCCUUGAAGGAGCCGGCUUCGGCUACAGUGUCACCGCGAUCACCCAAGUCUCCAGCGAAAACACUGAAACAGAAGGUAUCUCGUCUGUUUGGUGGCUCGGAUAAGCGUUCAUCUCCUAAAUAUGAAACCUUUCAAGAGAAUUUCGACCGCCAUGAAAGAGAUACACCUCGUUCUCCGCUGUCUGGUCACUGGGAAGUAGAAGAAUCGGUGAAACUCAUACAGCAGCCAGCUUCUGACAAGACAGCCAGCGCUGAGAGGGAUAAUGAGGACCCAUCUCGUCACGAAUUUGAAGAACUCUCAUCCCGCCGUCGACCAACCUCGCGAUCUUACUCAGCGAACCGUCAUCAAACUCUCCAGGAUGCCCUCCGUCAACUGGAAACCGAAAACAACGGUUUGACCUUUGAGGAUAUCAUGCGCUACAUUGGCGUAGAAGAUGAGGAUAGAAUUGUAUCUGCCGAUGAUGAUGAUGAUGGAGUGCACGAUGAGAGAGUUGAACGCCCAUGGCAGCCAGAUACAUGGAACGAACCGACUCAAAUACGUAUGCCACACAAUCGACCUUCGAAUAGCAACCUUUCGACGAGUGCUCCUAGCACCCGUGCCUCUAUUCGUCCAUAUGUCGAGCGGGCCGCUGCCUUCAUGGCAACUACCGGUACUAGCUCCGGCGCGUCCUCGUUGUCAUCUGAUCUAGCUGAAGCAAAGCAUGAUAUGGGGAAUGUCGAGCUAAUCAAUGGCGACGAGGAUGAAUUUGCAGAUGAGGAGGAGGAAUAUGAAGAGGAAGAUAAAGGCCACACUACGGAAGAUGACAAUGAGGAAACGGCACCUGCCCUUCGCAUCGUCUCCCGUCGUGCUCGUCCGUUAUCCUCCAACCCUCCAGACCUCGACACUCCCAUCCUCUACGACUCAGAACCAGAGGACGACGCCUCUACUCCUCCUUCCCCUAAUCCACAGCCAGUGACAAGGAUCAGCUGGUGCCCCGAGAUCCCCGUGCGUCAUCCUGACCAUCGCUACAUACGUUUCGAGGAUAUCCGAGUUACUACGCCGCCGCCUCCUCAAAUUUCGUCAGCACCGAGAGUAGUGACUACUACUAUUGCUCCUAGGAAGAAGCAAAGGAAACACUGUAAGUUUCCCGUUAGCAUCUGGUAA